This is a messenger RNA of Octopus bimaculoides (California two-spot octopus), 1212 nucleotides long. RefSeq lists its product as uncharacterized. NCBI's taxonomy places the organism in Eukaryota, Metazoa, Mollusca, Cephalopoda, Octopoda, Octopodidae. The record is from RefSeq and is a predicted model, not a curated record.
ACGUAUGUGAGUGUGUGUGCGUAUAGCGUGCGUGCGUAUGUGUGUAAUACGUGUUUGCUUGUGUUGCAUUGUUUCUUGUCUGCUGAAAAUUACCCAUUCAAUGAAUCGUUUGUUAUCAAUUUUACUACGUAGGACAGCAACAGCAAAACUUCACAUCGUUUCUCUUUAGUGACUGCCUGUACAUAAACACACACACGCGCUAUAUAUAUAUAUAUAUAUAGCCAGUCUUACAACAACUAAACCUAACUACAUAACACUUGUUUGAAGGCCGAAGUGGUGAUGAUGAUGGCUUUAAUUAGAAAAUAUGUUUGAAGAAUCCACAGGUUUUCCCCAGUAAAUGUUGCGAAAACAAUAAAAUAAGCGAAAAACGCGCGCACACAAACACACACAUCUGUGUAAUAUUAGUGAUGAUGAUGCUUCGACAGAAUUAGAAAAUUCUUUUGCAAAAAAUAUUAAUGCAGUUUUUCUCUAUCCUUACGAGAAAUUAUUAAAUGUAGUACUGAUGCACAUGUUCCAGUGAAAAACAAAACAAAGGAAACGGAAAAAUACAAUCAACUCACUCCAUCCCCCAUAAAUAACCCACCCUUCCUUGCCAAUAGAAGAGAACCCCUUUUUCAAAAAAGUUAAAAGAUACUAAAACCCCAGCUACCUUCUUUCACAUGUCUUUGUCCUCCCGACUUCAACAAGAAAACAAAUACAGGGAAACUCGGCAAACAAAGUAAUAACGAUGAGACCAGUGCGUCUUUGGAUCACGUUCCUGGCGGUUAUUCUGUACCAUGUAGUUGUACAUUGCAGCAAUGCCAACUUGUCCUGCUAUGCUUGCUCCCACAAAUACAGUCGAACAAGAAACACAAAUUCCUGUGUGACUCAUUUGACAGAUGACUUUAUACAAAAAUGUUCUGAAAAUCAGAAAUAUUGUCAGGUGAAAGCUGUUUUAACCUAUGGUGAUGUGAAAUCCAUACAAAGAGGCUGUGUCACCAGUUGCAAAACUAUUUGCAAGUAUAUCCUGUUUGGAAUUAGCAAGAAGAUUUGCACCAAAUGCUGUGAUAAAUAUUUAUGCAAUGAUGAUAUAGCUUCCCAUGCUGCAGCUAUGGACCCUAAACUCAUAGUUUUCCUCACUUAUAUAACCGCUAUUAUUAUUACUACUGCGGUUAUUCAACGGUGAAAUCGCGGUAAAAAAUGGCAGACUUCCAGAUUAAAUAUCUUACAGAA